AUGCUUGGAACAAGAACCAAGCAAGUCUUUUCGUAUGGGCGACGAGGACAUCGUAUUGUCAACGUCUCAGACCGCGAUGACCGAGAUUAUCUCAAAUCAAACACCAUCGAGGAAUCUCCAUUCAAGUCCACAGUGACAAAGAAGCCCAAGAAAACGGAGAAUACACUUAUUUUAUCUCCAUCUCCAACGAAGACUGUCCGUGUACAGAAGAAACCUAAACGAUCUCAGGCUUCACCUACUAUUUCUCCGUUGGCUGUAGCCAACAAACGAGCUCGAGUCCGGAAAACUCUAGAGUCGAAGAAGAUAGCAGAAUUAAAAAUGGACAAUUAUACUCCCAUCCGGCAGCCUCUUACCCCACUCCAUCCCAACAUUACGCCAGCUGCAUUGAAACACGUUCUCACGAAGAAAAAGGCGAAAGUUAAUGGUGCGAAAGGCACUCCGUUGGGAGCCAAAAAGCCCUACUCGCCUUUGGUAGACUUGGAUAUCAUUGUUAUUGAUGAUGCGGGGAGACGACUUAGCCAGGAAAGGAGGGUCUCGCGAACGAACGUUCAAGUAAAUCCAGUUACUACUAUGCCCACAAGGCGCGGGAGCAAAGUGGCAGCUAAAAUACUAAGUGUUGUCGCGACCAGCGACAGUGAAGAAGAAGAGUACACGGUCAAGCCCAUGAAGAGGCCCGCAGGGCGCAAGAAUGUCAUUGUCAUAUCUUCUGAUGAAUCAGAGCCUGAAGUUGUUUCAGAGCAUCUUGACGACAUUCCCUUGGCACAACUCCAAAGCACACCUCCCAAACCUUCUAAUCUUCCGCGAAAGCUGUCGAAGCUCCAAGUAGAAGUGAUCGUUCCCCCAGCAUCCUACCGUAUUCCUACAACGAAAACCAAACUGCCGUCUCCCCCACCUGUGCAACCUCAACCGCUCCCAUCCAUAUACCUGCCACUUGCUCCUCCUCCACUUCCUGUUACUAAACCUCGACAGCUAACUCCUAUCCGCCGUAAUGGCAGUCGGUCGUUAUAUCAAGCUCCUUACCCCCCAUCACCAUCGACCCCAACGGAUCUUGACCUUUCGCUUGAUUUUUCUCAGCUUGACAUAACCCCUUCACCCCAGCUCAACAAUAGCGCAUCGUCACCACCAGACUACCUGCUACCGCUCCUAACUGAAUGCUCACAGGAUAACCCAUACGAGUUCUCCGCGUUUAUUGAAACUUUUCCCUUCGAUCCUAUUGUCCAACCUGCAGACGCAGCAGCUACCGAUAUCAAAUUCCACAAAAUCGGGGAAGCUUCGUAUUCAGAAGUUUUUGGAAUUGGUGAUGUUGUUCUCAAAGUCAUCCCCUUGCGUGACGAGGAAGCAAAGGCUGUCUACAACGAUGUAGACACUCCCGCACCCAGCGACGCCAAGGAUGUGUUGAAAGAAAUGAUCGUAACUCGCGCCAUAGGGGAGGUUUGUGACGGUUUUGUAAAGCUACUGAGGACAUAUAUUGUUCGAGGUCGGUAUCCUUCCUUACUGCUCGAUCUAUGGGACGAAUAUAAUGAACGUAAGGGUUCCGAAAGUAUACGCCCAGAUACUUUCAGUCUUUCGCAGACUUAUGCUAUCAUCGUGCUGCCCAAUGGUGGGCCUGAUCUUGAAGCAUUUACAUUCACACACACGGCGAAGUUGGGCUGGCAUCAAGCGUGUAGUUUAUUUUGGCAAGUAGCCAUGGCUCUUUCACAAGCAGAAGAGCUCGUCAAUUUUGAGCAUCGUGAUCUUCAUUGGGGGCAGAUUUUGGUUAAAACCGUCCCUAUACCAAAAACAAAACGAUUAACAAAAAUGCCCAUGGAUGACAUCCGCUUUGGGCUAAAAGCUACCAUCAUCGACCUCGGGCUUUCACGAAUGGAUGCAAAUGAGUCUAAGACAUACUGGACUCACUUCGACGAAGAGAUAUUUGAGGGCGAAGGAGAUUACCAGUUCGAUGUAUAUCGGAUGAUGAAAGGUUACAACUUGAACUCGUGGCAGAAGUAUCGACCAUUUACUAAUGUGAUGUGGUUACAUUACCUUGUUCUUAAAUUGCUAUAUUCCAAGCGGCUCAAACCUCCUGCUCCCUCGCGACGAACCACAUCGGUCGCAAGCCGUAGUGCUCUAGGAGGGUACGAAGAAAAAGAGUGUUACGACUGCCUCCUGGAGAUGGAAGAAGUAUUAGCCAAGUGUAUAAAGACGACAAAGAAGAAGCAACCGAGUACGGUCCGCAAGGGGGGACGCAAAACUCAAGCUGUAGUUUCCACUGAGCCUGAGAGGUUUAUAUUUGAAAAUGCAGGCUGCGUCAUAAAUUAUGGUAAAUCAAAAGGGUGGUUGAAAUAAUUCCAUUGCUGUCUAAUUUUUGCUUCCGUCUGUAAUACGCUUGGUAUGCAAUGUUCUCCC
Messenger RNA from Serpula lacrymans var. lacrymans S7.9, 2385 nucleotides. RefSeq lists its product as uncharacterized. Gene Ontology annotation, cellular component: cytoplasm; nucleus. Lineage: Eukaryota; Fungi; Basidiomycota; Agaricomycetes; Boletales; Serpulaceae. Gene Ontology annotation, molecular function: histone H3T3 kinase activity; ATP binding. Gene Ontology annotation, biological process: protein phosphorylation; intracellular signal transduction; mitotic cell cycle. The record is from RefSeq and is a predicted model, not a curated record. The transcript has 5 exons. Bases 1 to 2325 code for a protein of 774 amino acids.